Girardinichthys multiradiatus is the source of this 5070-nucleotide messenger RNA. Its product is annotated as sterol regulatory element-binding protein 1-like. Gene Ontology annotation, molecular function: DNA-binding transcription factor activity, RNA polymerase II-specific; RNA polymerase II cis-regulatory region sequence-specific DNA binding; protein dimerization activity. The coding region runs from base 250 to 3780 and encodes 1176 amino acids. Gene Ontology annotation, cellular component: nucleus. Gene Ontology annotation, biological process: regulation of transcription by RNA polymerase II. The record is from RefSeq and is a predicted model, not a curated record. The transcript is spliced from 19 exons. NCBI's taxonomy places the organism in Eukaryota, Metazoa, Chordata, Actinopteri, Cyprinodontiformes, Goodeidae.
CUGAAUGAGCUUCAGUGUUUGACUCGGUUUGACAAGUUUCCCAGCGACGACCAUGGGGGGUUGGUGUGUAUAGCUAGUUGACAUAUCGCUAAAAACGUUUAAGCGCAUCCUAGAUAAGACUUAGACUGAUUUGGGAUCCGAUAGUUUAUCAGAUGUAGGGACGUAAGGCAUAAAGGAUUCUCCAGCUUUCUGAGAUCAGAUAGCACGUCGAGCCAACUCUGUGGUCCAGAGAAUCAGACGAGAGUGAAGAUGAACCGCCUGUCUUUUGACGAUCCUUCGUUGGAUCUGGAUCCAACUUUGUCACUAAAUGACCCCAGUGAAAUUGAUACGGCCCUCUUAAGCGACAUUGAUGACAUGCUCCAGCUCAUCAAUAAUCAGGACAUGGAGUUUGGAGGACUCUUUGAUCCCACUCCCUUUUCUGGGAGCCCUUCCACCCAAGAGAUCAAUGGCUUGUCCCAGACCAUAACUUCUGCUUCUCCUCCAGCUACCACUCCCACACCUUCAUCCACCACCACUUCCUCCAUCCUGAGCAGUAACCCCCACUUAGAUGCCCUGUUGGGCCCGCCCAUCAGCCGUAGCUCCUCAACCCCAGACAAGGCCUUCCAGCCUCCUACAUUCCAGCAGUCUCCCCUGGCUCAGGUACCCAGCUCUGCACAGAGGCAGCAACCGUCCUCGAGCCCACAGGCUCAGAACCUCACACAGCCCCAGAUGGAACAGCCCCAAUCGACCAUAAGUCCGUCUGCCCCUGCGCAGGCAGCAUUACCUCAUGGUUCGCCCGGACCAAAUCCAGCUUUCAGCACCACAACACAGACACUCUUCACAUCCCCAGCACCCCAGAGUCCACCUCAGCCCCAGGCACAAUCUCUGGUCCAGAGCAACUUCAAGAGCCAAAGUACCUUCACGGCUGUCAGCCCCAUCAGUGUGAGCUCUCCUGCCACCAGUUUGUCGUCCUCGCCUCCAAGCGUUCAGCCAGUGGCGAUUCAGACCCAACUUCAAGGGCUGACCACUGCCUCCCCCCUCCUGGCCACCUCAGUAAGCCCUCCAGCUCAGACUAUCACAACCCAAGUACAGCAAGUACCUGUCCUGCUGCAGCCUCAGUUCAUUAAGGCUGAGUCAGUGCUGCUCACCACCCUAAAGCCCGAAUCCUGUAUGGUCACAACUAUGGCCUCUCCCACAUCUCUAGCCACCACCACCAGUGCAGUACAGAGCACUUCCUUGCAGGCCUUUAUGGGUGGGGGCACUAUCCUGACCACCGUGCCUGUGAUGGUGGAUACCGAAAAGCUGCCCAUCAACCGCAUCGCGUUUCCUGGCAAGCCGUUAGGCCAGCCGCACAAGGGGGAGAAGCGCACCGCUCACAAUGCCAUCGAGAAGCGUUAUCGCUCCUCCAUCAAUGAUAAAAUUUUGGAGCUGAAAGAUAUUGUAGCAGGCACUGAAGCCAAGCUCAACAAGUCUGCAGUGCUCAAAAAAGCAAUCGACUACAUCCGCUACCUGCAGCAGACCAACCAGAAGCUCAAACAGGAGAACAUGGCUCUGAAAAUGGCAGCCCAGAAGAACAAGUCUCUCAAAGACCUGGUUGCCAUGGAGGUGGACAGUCAGGCAGAAGUGAAGAGCGAGCUGCCCACCCCGCCUGCCUCUGACGUGGGCUCCCCGACCUCGUUCUCACACUGUGGCAGUGACUCAGAGCCUGACAGUCCAAUGGGAGAGGACACAAAGUCACAAAUGGGCUUGCUGGACCAAUCCACAGCAGGUGGCACGGUCGGAGGCAUGCUGGACCGUUCCCGCAUGGCGUUGUGCACUUUUGCCUUCCUCUUCCUCUCCCUCAACCCGCUGGCGGCUUUGCUCUGCUCACCCGGCAGCACCUCUGCAGGAAACACUGUGGACAUCACCACCCACCAUGCAGGAAGAAGUGUCCUGGGUGUAGAUAUUGCGGUUGAGUCUUGGGGCUGGAUGGAUUGGAUGUUUCCAACCAUAUUUGUGUGGCUGCUGAAUGGCAUUCUGGUGUUGGGAGUUCUAAUCCGAUUGUUGGUUUAUGGAGAGCCCGUAACCCGUCCACAUUCAGGAUCAUCCGUGUUAUUCUGGAGACACCGCAAACAGGCCGACCUGGACCUUGCUAGAGGGGAUUUUGCUCAGGCCAGUCACAACCUGUGGACCUGUCUGAAGGCGCUUGGUCGCCCCCUGCCCACCUCCCAGUUGGACCUGGCCUGUGCAGCGCUCUGGUCCCUGCUGAGAUUCUGCCUUCAGCGCCUCUGGGUUGGCCGCUGGCUUGCUGCGAGGGCCGGAGGUCUGCGCGCCGAUCGCCCCCUGCAGGAGGAUGCGUGCAAAAGCAGCCGUGACGCUGCAUUGGUUUACCACCGCCUGCACCAGCUUCACAUGACAGGGAAGCUGAAUGGUAGCCACCUAUCAGCAGUCCACAUGGCUUUAAGUGCAGUAAACCUGGCAGAAUGUGCUGGUUCAUGCCUGCCUGUCGCCUGUCUGGCUGAGGUCUACGUCUCUGCGGCUCUACGAGUCAAAGCCAGCCUGCCAAGAAUCCUGCAUUUUACCUCUCGUGUGUUCCUGAGCAGCGCCCGUCAGGCAUGCCUGUCAUCCAGCGGCUGCGUGCCUCUGGCCAUGCAGUGGCUCUGUCACCCGCUCGGCCACCGCUUCUUCGUGGACGGGGACUGGGCCAUUCGAAGCACGCCUAAAGAAAGCAUCUACAGUCAGGCAGGCAACACUGUGGACCCUCUGGCCCAGGUGACUCAGGCUUUUAGAGAGCACCUCCUUGAAAAGGCUCUUUAUAGUGUUGCCCAGCCGCAUGGAGAGAAGGAUCCUAGCCAGGCUGAAGGGGAGUACGCCGAUGCCUUGGAGUACCUCCAGCUGUUGAUUAAUGCAUCAGAUGCCGCCGGUGCCGCCUCCCAGUCAUUCGCAAUCUGCUCCAACAUGGCUACUGUGACUGGCAGCGACCCCCACUCCAAGUGGUGGUCCUCGGUUGCCAUAGUGAUCAUAAACUGGCUUCAAGGAGACGAUGCUGCAGCAGAGAGGCUCUAUCCAACCGUGGAGCACCUGCCCCGCAGUCUGCAGAAUGCAGAGAGUCUUCUGCCCAAAGCUUGUCUUAACACAUUCAGGGCAGUCAGAGGUCUGCUCUCCAAGCCAGAAAACUGCCAGCUGAGUCUGAGCCACACUGACAAGGCCAGCGCCCUGCUCCGAGACAGCCUCAACCUGGGACCACACUGCCACAGCUCCAGCUUAGACAAGGUCGUCGAGUUGAUGGUGUGCGAUCUCCUGCUGGUUUUGAGGACCAACAUCUGGCGUUUGCAGCAGCAUGGGACAUGUCCUGCAGGAUCAGGGUUGGUGGGCACCAAUGGUCCUGCCAGCCUUCAUCAAGCAUCUCCACCAGAACUUCAGGGCUUUCAGCAAGACCUCUGUUCACUGCGCAAGCUGGCACACAGCUUCAGGCCUGCCAUGCGAAGAUUGUUCCUUCACGAAGCUACUGCCAGACUAAUGGCGGGGGCCAGUCCAACCAGAACUCACCAGCUACUGGACCGCUCACUGCGGCGCCGAGCAACACCCGGAGCCAAGACAGAGGAGUGCGAGGCGCGGCCCGGCCAACGAGAGCAGGCUCAGGCUGUGAUGCUGGCUUGUCGCUACCUUCCUCCCUCAUUCCUGUCGGCUCCAGGCCAGAGAGUGGGCAUGCUGGCCGAUGCAGCCCGCACGCUGGAGAAGCUAGGAGACAAAAGGACCCUCCAUGACUGCCAGCAGAUGAUCAUAAAACUGGGCAGCGGCACCACCGUCACCAGCAGCUAGAGCGAAGGAGAGGUGGGGGAGGGAGACUUGCACGGACGCUGUAUACUGAAUGACCUCCUAUAUACAAAAGCGCACAUGAACAGGCAGAGGAGAGACUUGCUUCCACAGAAACCUUACAGUCUGUAUUUAAAGUGUUAGCGGAGCAGAUCCUCAGGAUGUUGCUCCUUCUACCUACCAGCCCCCAAAUUUUAAGGCACUUAUAGAGUUCACGCACUCUGUUUCUUCUUAAAUUCUGAUUUAAUGUGACAAAAUAAGAUGCAACUUUUUUCUAUCAGGCCAAACUCUCGUGAGAGCUGAUUGUAGUGUCCCACUUUGACCACAGUGAGGAGCCACCUCUUCCCUGAGGUGGAAGCAAAGAUGUUUUCCCUGCCUUCAUUCAGUAUUGCUCCACCCUCUCUUCUCCUGACUGUUUGGCAGAUCUGCACCUUUUUUCCCCCUUGAAGUCAGAUGGCCCGAUGUGUGGUUGUGGCGGCGUCUCUUUGUUUGCAGGGCAAAAAUGUAUAAAUAAAAAGUAACCAAACUCUGGUUUUGACUGUGAGCUUGUGCAGUGGGAAGCCACUCCACACACUAUAGAAGCUUGAGGUCAUCAGUCCUGUCUGCACUAGCCCUGUGAGGCUGCUCUUUAAUGGAAUACAAUAACAAUAAGGCUUUAUGAAAUUAUUUUCAUAGAUGUUGUGUGUUUGUUUUUGCUGUGUACAUAUUUUACAACAUAUUUAUAAUCUGGAGGAACUUUGAUUAGGCAUUAUUUUGCAUAAGCAUAGUGAUAAAUGGUCAUUUCCUCCCCUUAAAUCCAUUUUAAGUGCUUUUCUUAGACCAGGUUUAGUCGAGUCAUGACUGUACUGCAUAGAUCUGAGCUUGUUGACUUUUUAGGUCUUGGACAAUUAUAAAUAUAUGAUAUCAACAACAGCGUCCUAUGAAGCAAAGCUUUGGCAUUUCUCGAGAUCAUUUGUUGCCCUUUAAGAAACGAUUUCCUAUUUUUCCAUUUCUAACACUAUCAUACAGGAAGAUAUUUGCUCUUUUCCUUAUGGUUUCAUAUUUUGAGAUGAGCCACAUCAUUUAAUGAUGAUGUUUUUAUUAUUUUUUUUAAAGAUUGUAAACAGUUUCAAAGAAAGGUUUGUCAUGUACCAGUAUGUUUUUUACAGUUGGUCAUGUGAAAUCUGAAAAAUGUGGACGUGAAAGACUGAAGCAGCCUUGGUUGAAGGUACUCUUCUGUAACUGACGUUUUUUCCUCCCUUGUAAUAUUGUUUCAUCCUUCUUACAUGUAAAUAUUAAAUCAUUUUGUAAAGAAAA